AUGGAUCAAAUUCGCAACCGUCUCGACCACUACCAACCUGAUGACAAAAUCAAAGCCUUUUGCAGGAAAUAUAUUUUUUUUGUGACCUUUUACACUUUUUUUGUUUUCAUCCUGCUCAUCUACAGCUACUUUUCAGCCAAGCUCUCUAUCUAUGGGUGGCUACUUUUCACAAACUUCUAUUUCUGCGUCUUCCCCAUCUUUUCCUUCAUCGGCAAAUCAUACAUCCCUUCCCUGCUGAGGUUCUACAAUUGGAUGCUUUUGGUGUCUAGCAUAAUUUCCGUUUAUAUUAUUAUCGAAGGCAUCUUCACGUACAGCGCGAAGGAAUUCUCACUGAUGUUUAUUUAUGGCGUCCUAACGUGGGUCAACACGGCGUUCUGUUGGAUGGCAACUCAGAGCAUUUUUGACGGAGUCAGGACACACCAUAGCCUCUUGGACAAUCUAAACCCAAAAUCGAAUGGUAAAAAGGGAAGCAACAGCAACAACAAAAAAUGGGGACUGAAGAAAAAGUUCUUUGGAAAAGGAAAAACCACGAAGGAUUCUCAUUACGUGGAGGUCUGA
This is a messenger RNA of Plasmodium fragile, 558 nucleotides long. RefSeq lists its product as uncharacterized. The record is from RefSeq and is a predicted model, not a curated record. Lineage: Eukaryota; Apicomplexa; Aconoidasida; Haemosporida; Plasmodiidae. The transcript has 7 exons. The coding region runs from base 1 to 558 and encodes 185 amino acids.